Molecule: messenger RNA, 491 nt
Organism: Rhopalosiphum maidis (corn leaf aphid)
Lineage: Eukaryota; Metazoa; Arthropoda; Insecta; Hemiptera; Aphididae
Exons: 3
Coding region: 87-395 (102 amino acids)
Biological process (GO): regulation of apoptotic process
Source: RefSeq, a predicted model, not a curated record
UCUACUAAGAACAAUACUUUAGUAUUUUACUUAGUUUUGGAAAUAUACUUUUAUUGAAUUUUCCCUACUACGUUGACUCAGUCAAAAUGGAUCAAUACCAUCGAAAACUGAUUAACAACUGUAUGUCAGAAUUAAUAAAUGUUACUUUUGAUUUAAAAACUAUUGUUGAUAUUCUAUUAGAAAAAAAUGUGAUAAAUGAAUGGAUGAAAGAUUAUAUUUUGGAUCCACAAGAAGAUUCAGUCAAAAAAUUAUACGAAUUAAUUCAAGGUCGGGGCCCAACAGCAUUUACAGAUUUAUGCACAGUAUUAAAAGAAACGAACAACAUAAAAGCUUUCAACAUUUUAAUUUCAUCCAAAUCAAGUGAGAAAGGGGAACAACAAAUUGGUUCGAUUUAAGCAUUAGAAGCACCGUUUAAAAAUACUAAUCAUACUUAAAUAUUAAUCAUACUUUUGUAUGAUUAAUUGUUUAUAUUUUUAUCUUUUUUGAACAAU